Molecule: messenger RNA, 510 nt
Organism: Paramecium tetraurelia
Lineage: Eukaryota; Ciliophora; Oligohymenophorea; Peniculida; Parameciidae
Exons: 3
Molecular function (GO): protein binding
Source: RefSeq, a predicted model, not a curated record
AUGUUUAAGUAGAAUUAAAAUCUUACUUAAUAAAUAAGAUUAAUUUUUCAAAAGAAAGCAAUUGGUAGAGCAGCAAAUUUCAAAAAAUUGAAUAUGAGAAUGUUUAAUAAAAAGUGGAAUUAGAAUACAAAAUAGGGAGUAAAAUUAAAAGAUAAAGGAAAAAGAAAAAUGAGUUAAUAACUGAAACAAAACUAGUAAAUGAAAAAUUAAAAUGCAUUGCAAGAAACUUCUUCAGCAAUAUAUAAACUCAAAAAUAACACAUCUUUUCUUGAAUCAGCAAUUUAGUAAAAAAUCGAAGAUUUCUAAAAUAAUAUUAAUAAUUUCUAAGUGGAUAUGAUGUAAGAUUAUGAUAUAUAAAAUGAAGUAGACGUAUAUAAUAUAGGUGAAUUAAUAGCUAUUGUUCUAUUAUAAAUGAAUAGAUUUGAAGAAGCUUUGGAAAAUUUUUAUUCUGCAAUUCAUAAAAAUCCAGAAAAUUCUGACUUUUAUAAAGGCAAAGGUAAAAUUUCCUUC